This is a messenger RNA of Amphibalanus amphitrite, 1832 nucleotides long. Its product is annotated as transcriptional regulatory protein AlgP-like. The record is from RefSeq and is a predicted model, not a curated record. The transcript has 3 exons. Lineage: Eukaryota; Metazoa; Arthropoda; Thecostraca; Balanomorpha; Balanidae. The annotation marks the transcript as partial.
GUGUGGAGGAUGCCAGAGGAAUUUGAUGGUCCGAGAGAGGUUGACUGAGGUCACAGGUCAUCUGACUUACUGUGGCUUAUAGUGGUCACCGUGGUUGGAGGUGGACAGAAGAUGGUGGUGAAUAGAAGUGUGGUGAUGUGACACUGGAUGGAUUUCGGUGUAGAAUUUACAGUGAUUCGACUGCAAAUACAGGCUACAGUGAUUGACAACCCUUGAUACAGGCCGAGAGAACAGCUGAGACAGCUGAUAGCGAUCAGGCCGUGAGAGGACUGAGAAAAGGUGUUUGAGCCGGCAAGAAGCCGGUAGCUCUGGAGGAGCCUAGAUUGCAAUUUCUUGCGGUGAGGGAAGAAAAUAUUAUCUGGUCUAGGCGUAUGUCGGAAGUGAUUGAAAGUGCUAUGUUCGGAGACUCCGUGAUUUAUAACUUGUGUUGAAUGUGUUUGAUCUGUUUUGACAGAUCGCCGCGCUCAGCGAAGCAGUACAUUUUAUGUAGGAAUAACUACAGGAGCGAAUGCGCUAAAUACUAAUUCAUGGCCUAAAGCAAGUGCUGUGGUGCGACGCAUACUGGACAUACCUGAACGUUGUGCGGCUCGCGAAAUAGCGUUCUGGUGUGAACUGAGCGCGCAAAGCCCGAAAUGGUUCUGAAAACAAUGAAGUGUAAAAUACCACGACCGCCAGGAAUCCCCAGACUCGCUGGUCCCGGUCGCGGCAGCCACCGCGGUAAGCCGGCACCGAUGAGUGCCCCACCUGUGGACGCGGGCCGGCGCGCGCCGCCGCCGCCACCGACGGCCGCCGGUUCCGACGGCGGCGCCGCCGGCCGACUGGCCUGCUCACUCCAGUCGCUGCGGGGUAGGCUGUCGCGCGGCCGAGCGCCCGACACCGUCCCCGCUCCCGCCGCCGCCGCUGCCGCUGCUGCCGCUACUGCGUCCCCGGCUGCUGCCGCGGGUCGCAGUGAAGGUCCGCCCGCCGCGGCCGCUCAGACCAGCGACCGACGGCCCCAGGAGCAGUCGGGCUCGCGCGCGCCGUCCGCGUCCAGUGAGGGCGGAAAGACACGCGAGAGUGGUGACCAGAAUAGCGACGCGAGCGACGCACACCCCAACGGUGCCGCCGGGAGCACAGCGCGAGGGGACGAGUCGGUGAGAGACUCUGUCGCAGACGACGCGAGAAAGAGCGAGAACUCGGGUGUCUCGAAGUCAUCGGGCGCACCUCGAGCCGGGUCUCUGGGUUCGACAGAACCGACGACUCAGCCGUCUGCGACCAGGGCGGACUCUGUGCCCGCUCAGCAGCCCGCUGCGGUCGCUGGGAGUUCCACAGAAGCUCCGGCGGUGAGCGAUUCCAGUUCAGCAAGUUCGACCACCUCGCCAGACACAGCGCCUGAAAAGCCGCACGUUUGUGGGUCCUUCUUCUCACCUUGCUGCUCCGCGCGCCGCGCCGGAGGGGGUGUCAAGACGUUCAGCGGCGCAUCGGCGACGAGCACCGGCGCUUCGGCGAGCACUGGCGCUCCGACAGCCAGACACAGCGGCUCAGAACGACACCGGUCUCCUGUGAGCCUAGCUAGGAUCCUCUCCCGACCGGUGUUCACUAGCAGUCCGCCGCCGCCGGCCCGCAAAAAGUCCAGUGUGGUGUACUUUCAUCCCGAGUUUCAGCCGGGGGUGAUUGGAGAAGACGACGCAACGGAUUCCAGCAGCCCCAGGUCCCAGAUGCCUUCUCGCAGCAUGGGCAACACGAGCUCAUCCGGCGCUGCCUCGCCCCAGCCGCGCUCCCCCACCUUCCGACCGCGGGUCACCCUGCCGCCCGACUACGAGUACAUGAAAAAACUCGUACCCGAACUCAAG